CCUUUUAUUUUAUUUUAUUUUUUAUUUUAUUUUCUUUUACUCCUUCUGGGGACAAUUAUUGAAAGCUGAACUUCUGUUUCUCCCUGAUGAUGGCUCUCAGGGAACUUUGAAGUGCCAGGGUUGCUGCCAGGGCGUCCCUCUCCAACGUCCAGUGGGAUAUGCGAUUCACGGACACAGUUUCACAUUCGUUAGGUGGUUUCCACCUCCAUGGCUGGUGAAUUCUGAAAGAAAAUACUUGUUUCUGCUUUGGCACUUCCUGGAUUGAAUGCUCUCUCGCCAUGUUAGGCUCUGCCGCGACGGCGACAGCUGCUCUAGCGAUUGCUGGUUUAGUAAUACUGUUCACACUCUCCUUGAUCUAUUUGAUUCGACUCAAGAAUGCUUCAUCUAGGCGUGGAAAAUCGCGACAUACAGUUCACCUCCUCGUUGUUCUGGGGAGCGGCGGACACACUGAAGAGAUGCUCUCGAUGAUGAGAUACGCGCGUCUGGAUCCUUGGAUCUAUGCGCAACGGACCUAUCUUGUCAGCUCUGGGGACUCGUUCAGCGCAAGGAAAGCAGCCGAGCUUGAACGCGAGAUUUCUCAGACCGCCCGCUCCACCUUCCCGUCAAAAGAAGCAAAAGCAAGGGCUUCACGUUCGAAAGCGCGCCCGGAUCACUCUUUAUUACCCGCAGCAUCGUCAAAUGUCCAAACAGACUAUGCUAUUGUCACCAUUCCUCGAGCGAGAAAGGUACACCAAAGCUUUUUAACUGCCCCCCUUUCGACUCUUCACUGCCUCUGGGCAUGUUUCUUGGUGCUUCAAGGCAAGCAUCUGGAUCAAAUGACUUUAAAUCCCGCACAGUCCCGUUCUCCAGCUUAUCCAGACGUCAUUUUGACCAAUGGGCCGGGAAUAGCAGUCUGUGUGGUUAUCGCUGCUCGAAUGGUGCGCCUCUUCAACUGGCUAUUCGCCAUCCCCCCGCCGCCCUUUGAAAAGUUGGGAAAAACACGUCGUGGUAAGGAAAGGAGGUACCUCCGAACCAUUUUCAUCGAGUCCUGGGCGCGCGUAACGACCCUAAGCUUGUCCGGGAAACUUAUUCUUCCGAUUGUGGACCGGUUCCUGGUUCAAUGGAAACCCUUGGAGGGAUAUUCGAGCUGGAAUGGAAAGAAAACGGAGUAUGUAGGAACGCUCCUGUGUUGAUUAAGCAGAGCCUUUCUGUCAUCACGAUUCAUUGGUGCAAACUCAACAAGUUAGUACUAGGGUGAUAAUAUGAAGCACCAAACUUCGUGUUUUCACAAACGAGAGAACAGAGGGCAAGAAUGUGCUGCUAGAACUUGAAAACUAUCAUUCCCGCAACUGGGGUCCUCCAGUUUAACUCCAGCGCCAGCGCCAAUCUAAAGCGUAACUAUUAAUGGCGAAGUUGUUUUGCG
Coccidioides immitis RS is the source of this 1402-nucleotide messenger RNA. RefSeq names its product glycosyltransferase. Gene Ontology annotation, cellular component: UDP-N-acetylglucosamine transferase complex. Gene Ontology annotation, biological process: dolichol-linked oligosaccharide biosynthetic process. Bases 279 to 1172 code for a protein of 297 amino acids. The transcript is spliced from 2 exons. NCBI's taxonomy places the organism in Eukaryota, Fungi, Ascomycota, Eurotiomycetes, Onygenales, Onygenaceae. The record is from RefSeq and is a predicted model, not a curated record.